AGCCGCCGUUUCCUCCCGCUUUCGCGCUCUGCUUGGCCGGGAAGCCCCGCCCAGGCUCAGCUGGCCCUCUGAUUGGCUUCUUUGAAAGUCUACGAGCUGUCUGAUUGGUGGAACUGAGUUCCUAUAGCGCGGAUCUACCAUACCAUCAACAAUGGAGGACUACACCAAAAUUGAGAAAAUUGGAGAGGGUACCUAUGGAGUUGUUUAUAAGGGCAGACACAAAACCACAGGUCAAGUGGUAGCUAUGAAGAAAAUCAGACUAGAAAGUGAAGAGGAAGGGGUUCCUAGCACUGCAAUUCGGGAAAUUUCUUUACUAAAAGAACUUCGCCAUCCAAAUAUAGUCAGCCUCCAGGAUGUGCUUAUGCAGGAUUCCAGGUUGUAUCUCAUCUUUGAAUUCCUUUCCAUGGAUCUUAAGAAAUACUUGGACUCAAUUCCUCCUGGUCAGUUUAUGGAUUCCUCACUUGUUAAGAGUUACUUGUACCAGAUCCUACAGGGGAUUGUGUUUUGUCACUCUAGAAGAGUUCUUCAUAGAGACUUAAAACCUCAAAACCUACUGAUUGAUGACAAGGGAACUAUUAAGCUGGCCGAUUUUGGCCUUGCCAGGGCUUUUGGAAUACCUAUAAGAGUGUAUACACAUGAGGUAGUAACACUCUGGUAUAGAUCUCCAGAAGUACUGCUGGGGUCAGCUCGGUAUUCAACUCCAGUUGACAUUUGGAGUAUAGGCACCAUAUUUGCAGAGUUGGCAACCAAGAAACCACUUUUCCAUGGAGAUUCAGAAAUUGAUCAGCUCUUCAGGAUUUUCAGAGCCUUGGGCACUCCCAAUAAUGAAGUGUGGCCGGAAGUGGAAUCUUUACAGGACUACAAGAAUACAUUUCCAAAGUGGAAACCAGGAAGCUUGGCAUCCCACGUCAAGAAUUUGGAUGAAAACGGCUUGGAUUUGCUCUCGAAAAUGUUAGUCUACGAUCCUGCCAAACGGAUUUCUGGCAAAAUGGCAUUAAAUCAUCCAUAUUUUCAUGAUGUGGAAAAUCAAAUUAAGAAGAUUUAGCUCCCCGACAAGUUUCCACAUAUUCUAUCAAGAAUGAAUAGUUAUGUUUUUACUGUUAACUCUGUUUUUGUCUUAUAUAUGUUUCUUUGUUGUAAAACUUGAGCUGUUCUUUACUUCUAAUUUCAAAACUGUAACUUAAAAAUGUAAAUAUUGUUCUAUAUGAAUUUAAAUAUAAAGCUGUAAAUGUGUGUAGAUCUCACUGUAACAAUGAUUUGUUACUAUAAUAAAGCUAUAAAUCCAGUGUUGUUAGGAAUCAGGGAGAAUUUGAGGUAGCUUGCAGCGUUUCGAUCCUUAGAACAGGUUUGUUGUAGUUAGAACUAUUAAAAUUUAGGAAAGUG
Messenger RNA from Ochotona princeps (American pika), 1383 nucleotides. RefSeq names its product cyclin dependent kinase 1 (gene CDK1). Gene Ontology annotation, biological process: mitotic G2 DNA damage checkpoint signaling; G2/M transition of mitotic cell cycle; protein phosphorylation. Gene Ontology annotation, cellular component: nucleus. Gene Ontology annotation, molecular function: cyclin-dependent protein serine/threonine kinase activity; ATP binding; RNA polymerase II CTD heptapeptide repeat kinase activity. NCBI's taxonomy places the organism in Eukaryota, Metazoa, Chordata, Mammalia, Lagomorpha, Ochotonidae. The record is from RefSeq and is a predicted model, not a curated record. The transcript has 8 exons. Bases 152 to 1045 code for a protein of 297 amino acids.